GGCUGACUGUCCAUGCUCAAUGCUUUGAUCCGUAGCUUUUUUUGCGCGUAUAAAUACUAGUUGCCUCUGCCGAGCGCCGUCAGCAACUACUCCUGUACAUAGCCUGACCGCUGCUGCCUUCCUUUUGCAUCAGCACGCGCACCUAUCCCUAGAGAUAUCCACUAUUGGCCAGCACGUUCCAAAGCGCUCGUAGAGCUCAAAGAACAACGCACAGCUCGCAACCAUGUCCGACCCGCGCCUCCAGCGCCUCACGAGCGCGGAGAACACGGCCAUCGGCCUCGCCACGGGCGCCAUCGACGUGUCGACGACGCAGUGGGUCUUAUAUUGCAAGAACGCGAGCCAGCAGGGCCUGCCGCUCACGAUGAACCCUAGAAUACUCUACCGGGGCUACACCAUGUCGCUGACGAACAUGUGCGUGCUGAGUGGAUUGCAGUUCCCUUUGACGGCCAUCGCGACGGGCAUUUUUACCGGAGGGAAACAAAGAAAGCUGAGCGACUCCGAGGAAAUUGGAAGUGCGUUCAUCGGCGGCGUGUUGUCGGGCUUCAUCUGCGCGCCCAUGGAGCUCGUGAUGAUCCAGCAGCAGCGCUACGGGACGUCGUUGUUCUCGACGCCGGGCAAGAUUAUCGGCGACGCCGGCAUCGGCGCCCUCUUCGGGCGCGGUUUGAUGAUGAGCUGUGGGCGCGAGGGCGUCUUCACGGCCGGCAUGCUCGGUCUGGGACCGACGCUUCGGCGGCAGGCCGAGGAGGCGGGCUACAGUAAACCGCAGGCCGCCAUGGCCGGCGCUUUGGGCGGCGGCGUCAUCGUCGCGUCCCUCUCGCACCCGAUGGAUACGAUCAAGACGUGUCAACAGGGCGACGUGACCCAAAAGACGUACCGCGGCGUCGUGCACGCCGGUGUGGAAAUCAAAUUUCGGGCGCCCCACGCCAUCGAUGCGACGUGCUUCCGUAGCUGUAACCCGACUCACUGGUUGAUUUGCACACAGGUGCACGCGGCGCAGACGCUCCUAAAGGAGUCCGGCCCGAAAGCAUUCUUCCGCGGCUGGGCAUGGAGAACUGGCAGAAUGGUCUUCCAGUGCUUCCUCUUCGACGCCUGCAAGAACCAUCUCUCGCCCGUAUUCUUCCCGCACCACUUCCGCGAUUAGAGUGCGAAACUGGUGGUGGCUAGUACUAUCUAACAACAUCGUGUGCAU
Pelagomonas calceolata is the source of this 1189-nucleotide messenger RNA. The record is from the annotation of a GenBank genome assembly. NCBI's taxonomy places the organism in Eukaryota, Pelagophyceae, Pelagomonadales, Pelagomonadaceae.